Molecule: messenger RNA, 2511 nt
Organism: Hydra vulgaris (swiftwater hydra)
Lineage: Eukaryota; Metazoa; Cnidaria; Hydrozoa; Anthoathecata; Hydridae
Molecular function (GO): catalytic activity
Source: RefSeq, a predicted model, not a curated record
AUGAAAAUUGAUAAGGAAAGUAUAGAUAAUGAAAAUAAUAAACAUAUUGAGGACAUCAAUAAGGAUAUAAAUAUUAGCAGAACAGAAAAAGAAAAUAGUCAACCAAAGUCCAAUCAUAUUGAAAAUAAAAGUAAAACAGAUACAGAUAAAGAGCAUAGUCUCUCAAAUACAAAAAAAAAGAUUAGAGAAAUCCAUAAUACUACAUCUGUUAGACCAAAAAUCUAUAAUCUUGCUAACAAUACAGAGGAUCUAGAUUCGCAACUCCCAAGAAAAAAAACCAAAAUAGAUUCAAAUGUUACUACAACUGCAAUAGAUAUUCCAGGAUAUGUAGCUAUUAGAAAAGACAGGACAUGUAAUGGAGGAGGACUUAUUAACUAUGUUAAAGAAUCAAUUAAAUUUAAAAAAAUUGAUAAAUUUGAUGAUAAGUAUCUUAUGUUGAAUAUUGAAUUUAUAAUAUUAGAACUGGUAAUGUCAAAGCGCUCAAAACCUAUUGUCUUGCUAAGUGUCUAUCGAGUUCCUCAAGCAAAAAAUGAAUGGUGGAAAAAUUUUAAUGAAUUAAUAAAAGAAAUCUCCAAAAAAUGUCAUCUAAUUUUAAUGGGUGACCUUAAUGCAGAUCUCAUUAAAUCAAGUGUCAAUCCAGGUAAAUCGCUAUUAUGUUCACUUAACCUAGCAGGAGUGAGGAUUCAGAACACUGAGCCCACCAGAAUAUCAAAUACCUGUUCCACAUGCCUUAAUAUUAUUGCCAUAGAUCAUAAUCUAGAGUGCCUUAAGUACAAAGUAAAUAACAACUCAACUAGUGAUCAUUUUCCUGUAUCAGCAUCAAUUAAAACAGAUUCAAUUAUAAAUAAACUGAAACCCGUAUUGAAAAGAUCAUUUAAAAAUGUAAACUUUGAAGACCUCAAUAAAAGAAUUGAAUUAAUUAAACUUGAGCUAUCAAUGACAGCAAACGAACUAGUAAGUACUUGGUAUAAUGCAAUUAGAAUAAUUAUAGACGAAUUUGCCCCAGUUAAAAAAUUUCCAUACCGAACAACUAGACCUCAAUGGAUUUAUGAAAAAAUAAAAAUUAUGAUAAAAAGAAGAGAUUAUUUAGCUAAAAAAAGGGGAAAAUAUAUAGACUUUACAAAUGAAAAAGAAAAAGAACUUAAGGAUAUUAAAAAACAGAUCAGAAGCCUUAUAAGGAAGUUUGAAAUAGAAAAAGGAACAGAAGCAUUUCAUAGCAAAAACCCUAAAGAUGGUUGGAAAUAUAUUAAGCAAAUGUGUUUCAAUACUAAAGAUAAAAAUUGUACCCUUGAUAAAAAUAUAAUCAAUUUUGACAAUCUAAAUGACCAUCUAGCUUCAACAGUUCAAUGCAAAGACAGGACUUCACUUGUAUGGCCAGACGGAUGUGAUCAAAUCGACAGCUUUAAUGAAGGUGUAUUUCCUGACAUCUGGAAAAAAGCUAAUAUUACAACAAUAUGGAAGGGAAAAGGCAGUAAAUCUGAUCUGGAAAACUAUCGCCCAAUCUCAGUAUUACCAUUACUUUCGAGAGUUUAUGAAAAAAUAAUAUGCAGACAACUAUCCGAAUAUAGUGAAGCUAAGAUAUUAAUACCAAUCCAGCAAUUUGGCUUCAGGAAAAACUCCAACUGUGAAACAGCAUUAAUAACAGCAACUAACUUCUGGUAUAGCUCGCUAAAUGAAGGAAAACUUGUAGGCACCCUAUUGAUAGAUUUAACAAAAGCAUUUGACAGUGUUCCACAUCAAAACCUACUAAAUGAGCUUGCUAAAAUAGGAUUAAACCAAAAAGCUGACAACAUUACUCUAUCAGCUGCAGACAGCUCAAUAGAAGAUGUCACUGAGAAACUAAGCAAAGCAUUUGAAGAUACAAAUAAGUUCUGUGUUGAUUAUGGUUUCACCAUCAACUCCAGUAAAACGCAACUUAUAGUUUUCAAAUCACCGAGAAAAAAACUUCCUGAUAACUUACACAUUAAAAUUGGAAAUAUUGAGGUUCAACCAGUAACUCAUGUGAAGCUAUUAGGGGUCACUAUAGAUCAACAUCUCCAAUUUAAAGAACAAAUAGAUUCAACCGUUAAAAAAUGUCACUCUAGUAUGGGAAUAUUGGCAAAAGCAUCUGUCAGGCUUCCAAGGGAACUUUUGAAAAUUGCGUAUACAGGACUUAUACGAAGUCAACUAGAGUAUGCCAGCAUAUUGUACCUUGGUCAAUCCAAAGCACAACUAAAGAGACUUGACGUUAUACAAAAGCAGUGUGUGCGAAUUUUAUGUCACAAACCUAGGAACACUCAUUCAGCUCCCCUUUUGGAAGAACUAAAGCUUGACACCUUUGGGGAGCGAAGAAAGGUUCAUGCAACAAAAAUAGUAAUGUCGGCAUUGUCGGGAGUGUGCCAUCCAUCUUUGGCUAAUAUGUUUAAAAUGAACGAUGACUCAAACCUUAUUGUCAAAAAAGCGGCGAAUCGACUAGGAAGUAAAGGCUUUCAUAUUGUAGGGGCCAACAUAUUCAACAAAGUUGGCUUCUAA